Molecule: messenger RNA, 650 nt
Organism: Poeciliopsis prolifica (blackstripe livebearer)
Lineage: Eukaryota; Metazoa; Chordata; Actinopteri; Cyprinodontiformes; Poeciliidae
Product: peptide Y-like
Exons: 4
Coding region: 88-381 (97 amino acids)
Biological process (GO): neuropeptide signaling pathway; feeding behavior
Cellular component (GO): extracellular region
Molecular function (GO): neuropeptide hormone activity; neuropeptide Y receptor binding
Source: RefSeq, a predicted model, not a curated record
CCACGCUAUAUAGAGCCACGGACACGGAGAGGAGAGCAGGACCGGACAGGAGCACCGAGGUGACCGAACCACAGGACGAGUCCAACUAUGGCCAACAUGCUGAGAUCGUGGGUGAUGUUCGCGGCUCUGGUCGUCUGCCUGCUGGUUUGCUGGAGCGGCUUCGCGGACGCCUACCCUCCCAAACCGGAGAGACCCGAGAGCAACGCCUCGCCGGAGGAGUGGGCCAAGUACCACACAGCUGUCAGGCACUACAUCAACCUCAUCACCAGGCAAAGGUAUGGAAAGAGAUCUUCCCCUGAGGAGGCGGUAGCCUGGCUGCUGCUGGGCGCAAAUUCUGACCAAGACGGCGAGCCGCGCUCCGACUAUGCUGGCACAUGGUGAAUGAGCCCAGACUGAAUCGAACCAGCUACCCAAUUCCCCCAACCCACCAAUCAAAACAUUUCUCAAGAGAGCACCUGCACUGGCCACUGGACAGAGUCUCAAUAUUUAAUUGUCUAAUGUGCAUGCAAAUCAGCGUCUCUCUUUUUCUGUUUGUUUUCGGACAGUAACUGUAUGUAUCUGUUGAUUCUCUAAAAUUGUAAAUAAUUUGUAUCUAUAAAAGUCUCUUCACAAUAAAUAUCUCUGAGUGGAAUAAAAAAAAAGUUUGGCAA